AUGACCACUGUGCAGUUAGACAAGAAGUCCAUCAGCUCUGGAAAGGAGCCCAGCCCUGGGAUUCCCAGGUGUUCCCGUUCUGUGAUCAGGACUGAACACAGACGACUCACAACGGAGUUUGGGCUGAGCUGGGUUUUCCUUGUUGCUAUUUUAAGAGGUGUCCAGUGUGAGGUGCAGCUGGUGGAGGCCUGGGGAGGCUUGGUGGUGCCUGGGGCGGUCUCUGAGACUCUCCUGUGCAGCCUUGGAUUCACCUUCAGCAGCUAUAGCAUUGACAGGGUCCGCCAGGCUCCAGGGAAGGGGCUAGAGUGGGUCUCAUCCAUUAAUAAAGAUGGUAGUAGCACAUACUAUGCAGACUCGGUGAAGGGCCGAUUCACCGUCUCCAGAGACAACUCCAAGAACACACUGUAUCUGCAAAUGAACAGCCUGAGAACGGAGGACACGGCCGUGUAUUACUGUGCAACAGACACAGUGAGAGGAAAGAAGGGCCUGGAGUACAUGGGGCAAAUCGAUUAUGAUGGGGACACAUACUACAAUCUUUCCCUCAAGAGCCCCACCUACAUCUUCAGAGACACGUCCAAAAGCCGGUACUCCCUGCAGCUGAGCUCCAUGACCACCGAGGACACUGCCGUGUGUUACUGUGCAACAGACACAGUGAGGGAUAGUGUCCUGUCCCAGGUGCAGCUGCAGGAGUCGGGCCCAGGACUGGUGAAGCCAUCACAGACCCACUCCCUCACCUGUGCUGUCACCAAGGCUGCAUCACAAGCAGCUAUUACUACUGGCACUGGAUCCGCCAAAGCCCACGAAAGGGGCAGGGAUUGA
Molecule: messenger RNA, 819 nt
Organism: Diceros bicornis minor
Lineage: Eukaryota; Metazoa; Chordata; Mammalia; Perissodactyla; Rhinocerotidae
Product: immunoglobulin alpha-2 heavy chain-like
Exons: 5
Coding region: 1-819 (272 amino acids)
Biological process (GO): complement activation, classical pathway; defense response to bacterium; B cell receptor signaling pathway
Cellular component (GO): blood microparticle; immunoglobulin complex, circulating; external side of plasma membrane
Molecular function (GO): immunoglobulin receptor binding; antigen binding
Source: RefSeq, a predicted model, not a curated record